This is a messenger RNA of Dacryopinax primogenitus, 1450 nucleotides long. RefSeq lists its product as uncharacterized. The record is from RefSeq and is a predicted model, not a curated record. The transcript has 2 exons. Lineage: Eukaryota; Fungi; Basidiomycota; Dacrymycetes; Dacrymycetales; Dacrymycetaceae. Bases 84 to 1376 code for a protein of 430 amino acids.
AUCGGCGGCUGUAGCGCUCAUUUCCUGCAUAUAUAACCUCCAGCUCCAGCUCGACAGCAUACAGCAUACAGCAAGCAAGCAGGAUGCCCUUCACAUCGAGCAAAGUGCGCCGGGUACCUCACCCAAACCCCGCUUCACCAGCCAGGCAGCUCACCCUCACCUUCCUCCGGUCUUCCGUACCCAUCCCUCUCUCCCUCUCGCUCGAACACGUGCUCAGUGACUCGCUCUGUCACCCGCUCUCUCUCUCGGACUUCAACGCAUUCCUCGCGAGGGAGGAGAGGGCACAGGAGAACUUGGCGUUCGUUCUGUGGUUCAGGGAGUACGAGCGGAGGUUCCUCGAUUUGCCCGAAGAGUGGAGAGGGAAGGCGGAGAUGAUCGAGCCUAGCGAAGAGUGGGAGAGGCACAUGAGGCGCAAAGCUGAGGACAGGCGGGAGAAAGAGAGCGAGAGGAGCCUCUCUGUCUCUGUGUAUGCUCCUACGCCUCUUCCGGAAGGGGAAGCGCCAUGGGAGGAGAUUGACCUCGGAGCUUUGGAGGCGGGGAGAGAGGAGGUCGUCUUCCUCGGUGAGAGGGCGAUGGAUAAUAUGCCCGAUGCGGAGACGCUCGCUAUUGCGCCUUGGAUUGCUGAGGAGGGGGAGGAGAAGGAUAGGCAGAGGAUGAGGGAGAUCAUCCAGGGUGCGGAGGAGGAGCUCGAGAAGACUGUUCAGCUGUUGCUGAGGGACGAUCUCCCCCUGCGGGAAGAGAUCGUCCGCGUCGUACUCCAUUUCCUGACACUCUCCUCCCCUCACGCCCUCUCCUCCGCGCAUAUCCCCGCCCUACUCCUCACGCUCCGGCGUACGACCCACCCCCACUCCUUCCGGCAGCUGUAUGCCGAACUGCUCUCCUACCUCCAGCUGGACGCUCACCCGCGGUUCAUCCGCGCUGCUCUGGUAAACACCCGCGCGCCCUUCAGAGCAGCAAUGUGGUGUAUCGCUCUGGGCCUGUACCUCGGAGGCGGGCUCGCCAUCGGCCUCGCACUCGUCUUCUGCCAGCAAGGGGAGCUAAACAGAGCUUGGAGACUGACGAGUCUGCCCCUGGUCUGGGCAGGCAUCUCCAGCUCCCUCUGUCUCUGGAACGGGAUUUGUCCACUUGCAUUCAGCACCCGGAGUCGCCAGCUCGCGUUAUGGGAACCGAUGCCGAUGCCUGCUGACUCUGGGCAUCGCCGUACUCGUGGUCGUCCUCAUCCGGGGUUUAUGGAGUUUGUCAGGGAUGACUGGUGGGCUGGACAUCCGGAGGCGAGGGAGAUGCAGUGGGCUGUUAUGAUCGCUGCGGGAAGGUGGGGUGUGCUGGGUAUGCUGAUAUGGGCGGGGGUGGUGCUUGCGCUUCCUACGGGUAGAUAACUCCCAGUGACGGUGAUUAGAUACUGUUUGUGUGUAGCAUAUACCCCAUGUCUAGAAAGAAACUUGUGAACGCC